Ochotona curzoniae (black-lipped pika) is the source of this 948-nucleotide messenger RNA. It is a transcript of the gene GRAMD2A, whose product is annotated as GRAM domain containing 2A. The coding region runs from base 1 to 948 and encodes 315 amino acids. Gene Ontology annotation, biological process: regulation of store-operated calcium entry. Gene Ontology annotation, molecular function: phosphatidylinositol-4,5-bisphosphate binding. Gene Ontology annotation, cellular component: extrinsic component of cytoplasmic side of plasma membrane; organelle membrane contact site; endoplasmic reticulum membrane. The transcript is spliced from 10 exons. Lineage: Eukaryota; Metazoa; Chordata; Mammalia; Lagomorpha; Ochotonidae. The record is from RefSeq and is a predicted model, not a curated record.
AUGCCUGUCCAUGCUGAUGAGUGUGUCAAAUGGGAGAUGAAGGACAUGCACCACAAGGCUGCGGCUGUGCUGCCCGCGGGUGCGGUGCUCAUCAUUACCCUUGUGGAGCACGGCAGCUUCCAUCCCUUGGUGGCUCCUCCGUUUCAUCUGCAGUGGGCCAAGUUGGCUGGCCUGCUGGUGAAGGCCCUGCUGAGUAAGUCUAACCAGCAAUACCACAAGGUGUUCAAGGACAUCCCCAUGGAAGAGAUGGUGCUCAAAGUGUGUUCCUGUGCCCUCCAGAGGGACCUCCUGCUCCAGGGCCGGCUGUACAUCUCCCCCAACUGGCUUUGCUUCCACGCCAGCCUCUUUGGCAAGGACGUGAAGGUGGUCAUUCCAGUGUUGUCCGUGCAGACGAUCAAGAAACACAAGAUGGCACGGCUGCUCCCCAACGGCCUGGCUGUCACCACCAACACCAGCCAGAAGUACAUUUUCGUAUCCCUGCUCUCCCGGGACAGCGUGUUUGACAUGCUCAGGAUGGUGUGCACCCACCUACAGCCUUGUAGCAAGAAGAGUCUGAGUGUACGGAAGUGCCCGGAGGAACCCAAACACGAGCCCCUGGAUGUACUCAUCCCAGAGAUGAAGUGGAGGAAUGUGUGCCCGGCCUCGAGGUCCUUGGUCCUUACAGAUAACAUCCCGUGUAUCCCUCGGGCUUCCAGGGACACCACCGACAGCGUCUUUGCCUCUGGGAAGGCUCCAGGGUCUGCUGCAGCCCCAGCAGAGGACCCACUGCAGUGGGAACCCAGGAGCAGCCUGGAGCUGAGGCCCUGGGACUCGAGGCUCCUCAAGGUCAUCUUUGUGCUGAUCUGUUUCCUAGUGCUGGCCUCAUCCUACCUGGCCUUCCGCAUCUCCCGGCUGGAGCAGCAGGUGUGCUCCCUGGCGCGGGAGGGCCCGCUCCCUGGGCACAGGUAA